UUUACCUAUAUCAUCACAUCAUCCAUCUAAGUACCUUAUUCUCUAUUGCCAUUCUAAAAUCAAAACACACACUUGUCUUGGAUUAGUUUCAUUCCUUUCCCUCCAAGAAGUUAAUCAAUUAAUGGCGUCUAGCUCAAUGCAAUCUUCGUCAUCGUGGAGUGCUAAGGACAACAAAGCCUUUGAGAGGGCUCUGGCUGUUUACGACAAGGACACCCCUGACCGAUGGUACAACAUUGCCCGCGCCGUCGGCGGGAAAACCCCGGAGGAUGUGAAGCGGCACUAUGAGCGUCUUGUUCAUGACGUUAGGCACAUUGAGUCAGGGCAAGUGCCAUACCCAAAUUACAAGAAGAGUGGAGGUUCUAAUUAGGAGAAAAAAGGCAGAGAGAAACCUGAUGCUCCGUUCCAUUCAUUAAUUGGCAUAAGAAACAAAGAAAUUCAGAAUCUCACUAUUAUCCAACUACUCUAGAAUCCAUAGUAUUAUAACUUGUUUUUAUGAAGAAUAACAUGUAGUGCUAUUAUUGUACGUAGCGUUGGAUUAUUAUGUUAAUUAGUCAUCAAAAUCAUUUAUACUCAUGAGUUAUAUAGGAAUGAACUGCAGUUUUUGCGCAAA
Messenger RNA from Arachis stenosperma, 610 nucleotides. Its product is annotated as protein RADIALIS-like 3. The record is from RefSeq and is a predicted model, not a curated record. The transcript has 2 exons. Gene Ontology annotation, molecular function: DNA-binding transcription factor activity. The coding region runs from base 122 to 367 and encodes 81 amino acids. Lineage: Eukaryota; Viridiplantae; Streptophyta; Magnoliopsida; Fabales; Fabaceae.